AUUUAGUGAACGGUGUGAAACCGUAUAAACCGCGGCUCAUACCGUAAUACAGUCGAGGGCAUGACAUCAAGAGUUAUAACCAGUUUGUAACGGACCGGGUUCACCAGACACGGUUUUUAGGUAGGCAGGCAGACGGGUACGGCCUAAACACGCGCCUCGUACCCGCCGACGCCGUCCCGUUCAUGGUACUGAGCCGGCGAGCAAUAAUAAUAUUAUAAUACAGCCACGACCGUACGCAGUCGCUUCACCGUCAGUCCGACGACCGGACGCGCGGGUUUUCAUCAUCCGAAGACGGGUGGACCGAUUCGUGUUUUUUUUUUAAUGAUAUAUUAUUAUAGUGCGGCGCGUGACAAUUCACUGCCAUCUCCAAACCGCGGUCUGCGCGGGUCACGAUCGCCGCAUUCUUCGCGUCGUCCUUCUCCCGCUCCGGGCCCUACUGCUGUGACUGGCGGAAUCCCACACAACGGAGGCUGCAGGUGCAGUGUACCCAUAUAACAACAUUUCGUAGUGCAUUUAAAGGCGCGAAACAACUACACGAGCGCCGCGAUGAACGGAGACGCGAACAACGGCGGCGGGCAGGCCGACCGUCUGGUCCCUGCGAAACAGCCGGACAGCGGCCCGGAAAACAAGGAACCGCUGUACCGGAUGGUGCUGCGGAACAUGACGGUCGAGCCCAUGCUGUUCCCGUACCUGAUCGCGUCCAUACUGGUCAUACUGGCCAACCAGAACCUGAACAUACAGAAGGCGUGCCGGGUGGAACUGAAACUGGGCACGGACGUGUGCAACGACCUGGAGAACAAGGACAAGAACAGCACCGAGCUGACGGACAGCGAGAUCGCCGUGCAGAAGCUGGUGGCCGACAUGCUCAUCUGGCAGACGAUACUGCAGAGCAGCUUGCCCGCCGUGUUCGUGCUGUUCCUGGGCUCGUGGAGCGACCGGAACAGGCUGCGGCGGCCGUGCAUGCUGUUGCCCGUCUACGGCGAGAUCGUCCGCAACUUGGGCCUGCUCGUGUGCGUCUACUACUUCGACCAGGUGCCGAUGGACGCCACCGGCCUGUGGCAGUCGCUGCCGAUCGCCGUCACCGGUUACUGGACGGUCAUGUACAUGGCGGUGUUCUCGUACGUGGGCGACCACAGCACGGAUCAAAAUAAAACCUUAAAAGUUGGUCUAGUCAACGCAACAAUGGCCUUAUGCCUCCCUAUCGGUACUGGCUUAUCCGGUAUAUUAUAUCGUGUACUCGGAUUCACCGGAGUAUACAUCAUAGCUCUGGUGCUCUGUUGCAUCAGUAUUUGGAUGGCUCACAUUUUCGUUCACGAUACAAAACAGAUUACAUUUGACUCGGGUAAGAAACAAAAAAGCUCUUAUUGGGCUCGUAUCAAGUUCUUUUUCAGCAUAAUUCACAUAGUUGAGGCGUUCAGAAUUACAUUCAAAAAGGAAAAAAACAAUAGAAGAAUGAAAGUUAUUGCUCUGACGUUGCUCAUAACUGGGAUCAUGGGUCCAUUACAAGGUGACAAAGGAGUUGCGUAUUUGUUUACUCGGGUCAAGUUUAAUUGGAACGAAGUACAAUUCAGCGUGUACUCGACCACUACGAUGUGCAUCAAUCUUGUGGGAACAUUUGUGACUCUCGGGGUUGUGGUCAGAAAGUUCGGCGUUGACGAUGCGUUGAUCGGUACUGUGGCUACUACUGGAAAAUUAAUAUCGCAAUUCGUAUUUGCAUCCGCCGCUACUACAGUAGUUUUCUAUUCAGGGGCGCUUGUGAACUGCUUACAAGGACCGGCCAUCAUUUCCAUGAAAUCGAUCAUAAACAAAAUUAUUCCGGCCGAAGAACUCGGCCAAGUCAGCGCAGUCACGGGUAUUGGAGAAAACGUUAUACCCAUUUUUUGUGGCCCGUUGUAUAGUUACGUGUAUGAAUCCACAGUGGGUUUCUUCCCCAGCGCUUACUUCUUGGUUACUGCGGCCAUAACGGUCCCGACUAUUUUCCUCUAUCUAUGGCUCUAUUUGCAGCACAGAAAGGAAGCCAAAGAAUCGUACGAACAAUUACCCGACACUGACGUUUUGAAAGAUUCGAACGGCGUUGUUACUAAGUAUGGCGCAAUAAAACCGUAACAGAUGAUUGUAUUAUUUAUUAAUUGGAUGAAGGGUGUUACGAGUUAUUAGCUAUUAUAUAUGAACUUACCUACCAGCCUCAUACCUGAUAUUCGUCUAGGCAACAGGGCUGUUUUCUCAUUCCACUCGUAUAACUCAACAAAAGUUCCUAUCAAUCUGUUGACAACAUAGUAAACAUGUAUAACAUCACAUACAAUAUAGCUAUACUCAUAAUAUAAGUGUCAAGACUUGUUAUUAUAUAAUAUUGUAAGCUAAUCGUGUAGAUUUGGUUAAAUAUUAAAAAUAAAUGUUGAGCGUUUGCAACA
Rhopalosiphum padi (bird cherry-oat aphid) is the source of this 2411-nucleotide messenger RNA. RefSeq names its product hippocampus abundant transcript 1 protein-like. Gene Ontology annotation, cellular component: membrane. Gene Ontology annotation, biological process: transmembrane transport. The transcript has 8 exons. Gene Ontology annotation, molecular function: transmembrane transporter activity. NCBI's taxonomy places the organism in Eukaryota, Metazoa, Arthropoda, Insecta, Hemiptera, Aphididae. The record is from RefSeq and is a predicted model, not a curated record. The coding region runs from base 547 to 2106 and encodes 519 amino acids.